Molecule: messenger RNA, 4744 nt
Organism: Phragmites australis (common reed)
Lineage: Eukaryota; Viridiplantae; Streptophyta; Magnoliopsida; Poales; Poaceae
Product: lysine-specific demethylase JMJ703-like
Exons: 12
Coding region: 747-4478 (1243 amino acids)
Biological process (GO): chromatin remodeling
Cellular component (GO): nucleus
Molecular function (GO): histone H3K4me/H3K4me2/H3K4me3 demethylase activity
Source: RefSeq, a predicted model, not a curated record
AAAUUAAUUUGCUGCACACCACAAGUACUAUCCCUAACUAAAAUACUGCAAACAAGGACAAAUGUGCCCAUGGUUUGAGGCAGCCUUUGCUUGCUCGCUGCUGUUCUUCUACAAUUUCAAGAAUCCCCUUUGCUUUCUCCCUUUUACAAUUCCAGCUCCUUCAAAUGGUUUCUUUAGGUUCCCAGGUAGAAUACCAGUUACUACCACCCAUAGGUUUUCUUUUCUUUUCCUGAAACCCAGCAGACCAAACCACUAUUUAUCCUGCCUGCCUUCCCCUUGUAUUGGUUGGUCUUGCAGUAUUUUUUUUCUCCCUUCUUUGCUGUAUGCCUCUCUUGGUGGAUUGGAUCUGUAUAUCUAUCUGUUCACAAGAAUAAUAAUAACCCUUGUGCUGUAUGUGUUGCUGCCCUGCCCUGCCCUGCCCUGGCUUUAGCUUAGGAGGAGGAGUUGGGUGUUGGUGAUUGUGAUUGGGAUUGGGAUUGGGGCUGUGGCCUGAAUAUUGUUGGGGGCUCAGGGCAGCAGCAACAGCAGGAGCAAUCCGACUCCUGCAAAAGAAAGAAAAAAUUGAGAACCGGCAAUACUACAAUUUUUUUUUUUGUUUCUGCUGCUGCAAGCUGUUGGAUCUGAACAAGUUUGUGGCAAAAAUUAACGAUGGCCUCACGAGUACGGCUGGGAUGAUGUUGAUGAUGAUUCUGACUUAACACGAUUGAACUGGACGUCUCCUGACAGAUCUGUGCAAAAGAGCUGUUAUGAUGGGAGCAGAGUGCAUUAUGGCCACACUUGGCGAGGACCCUGAACCCUCAAUUCCACCUGGAUUUGGACCUUUUAAUGCCCUUGCAUUGCGGGGUAUCCAAAACAAUGUCGAACCAGCUGAUACUCAUUCUAGUUCUGUUCAAGUAUUACAGAGGAUCGAGAAAGAUGUUGAAAUUUUGGAACCCAGUUUAGCGUAUUGUCGGAGUGGCACACCUGCCAGUACUUCUGGGAGCUAUACUUGCAGGAAGUCACUGCGUAACAGACCUCCAAUAGACUAUAGCCGUUUCGACCAUAUCUCCGAUGAAGAUUCUGACGCUGAAGCAGCAGAAAAGGGAGUAUGUUCAGUGAGACGUAGACAACAAUUACCAAAAGGAGUACUUCGGGGAUGUGCAGAGUGUGCUGAUUGUCAAAAGGUUGUUGCAAGAUGGAAUCCAUCUGGUGCCCGCAGGCCUGUUCUUGAUGAGGCUCCUGUUUACUAUCCAUCCGAGGAGGAAUUCAAGGACACUUUAAAAUAUAUCGAGAGUAUACGGCCUAAGGCAGAACCAUAUGGAAUUUGUCGUAUUGUUCCACCACCUUCAUGGAAGCCUCCAUGCCUUCUUAAAGAGAAGAGCAUAUGGGAAUGCUCAAAAUUUUCUACUCGGGUACAGAAGGUGGACAAGCUCCAAAACCGUAAAUCAUCCAAGAAGAGUAGAAGAGGUGGGAUGAUGAAGAAGCGGAGAAAGCUUUCAGAACUAGAAGAAACCAGUAACAUUAAUCACAAUCAAAUUGGGAUGCAGCAAAACCAAGAAAGAUUUGGAUUUGAACCAGGACCAGAGUUCACACUACAGACAUUUAAGAAAUAUGCGGAUGACUUCAGCAAUCUGUAUUUUAAGAAAGAUGCAUGUGGGGAUUCAACACCGUCAGUGGAAGAUAUUGAAGGCGAGUAUUGGCGCAUAGUUGAAAGGCCCACUGAAGAGAUAGAGGUAAUAUAUGGUGCCGAUUUGGAGACUGGAACUUUUGGCAGCGGUUUUCCGAAGUUUUCUCCUGAAUUAAAAUCUGAUGUUGAGCAAAAGUACGCACAAUCUGGUUGGAAUCUGAACAACUUGCCUAGACUACAAGGUUCUGUUCUUUCUUUUGAGGGUGGUGACAUCUCUGGUGUUUUGGUGCCUUGGGUGUAUGUCGGCAUGUGUUUUUCAUCAUUCUGCUGGCAUGUUGAAGACCAUCAUUUGUACUCACUGAAUUACAUGCACUGGGGUGCUCCAAAGAUGUGGUAUGGAGUUUCAGGAAAGGAUGCUUUAAAUUUGGAGGCUGCAAUGAGGAAACAUCUACCUGACUUGUUUGAGGAGCAACCUGAUUUGCUUCACAACCUGGUUACUCAAUUUUCACCAUCAUUGCUUAAAUCUGAAGGAGUACCAGUCUACCGCUGUGUUCAGCAUGAGGGAGAGUUUGUCCUGACAUUCCCACGGGCAUACCAUGCUGGUUUCAAUUGCGGCUUCAAUUGUGCAGAAGCUGUUAAUGUGGCACCAAUUGAUUGGUUACCAAUUGGACAGGAUGCUGUUGAGCUUUAUCGCAAACAAGCUCGGAAAAUAACUAUUUCCCAUGAUAAGCUGUUGCUUGGGGCUGCAAGAGAAGCAAUAAGAGCUCAGUGGGACAUCCUAUUCCUCAAGAGAAAUACUGCUGAUAACUUGAGGUGGAAAAACAUAUGUGGACCUGAUAGCACCAUAUGCAAGUCACUUAAGGCACGAAUCGAGAUGGAGUUGAAGCAAAGACAAAAUAUAUGCUCCCCAACUCAAUCUAGAAAAAUGGAUGCUGAAUUCGAUUCUACUGAUAGGGAGUGUGCGUUGUGCUACUAUGAUUUGCAUCUUUCUGCUUCUGGCUGUCCAUGUUGCCCAGAGAAAUAUUCUUGCCUUGCCCAUGCAAAGCAGCUUUGCUCAUGUGAUUGGGACAAAAGAUUUUUCCUAUUCCGUUAUGAUGUCAAUGAGCUAAAUAUCUUAGCUGAUGCUUUGGGGGGUAAGUUAAGUGCCAUUCACAAAUGGGGUGUAUCUGAUCUUGGAUUAAGUUUGAGCUCAUGUGUAAAACGAGAACAGGUCCUAGAUUCCAAGACUGUUCGCAGAUCAACUGAUGGCCCCAGAAGAUCCUACAUGUCACAGGUGUCAACAGUGUUGUUGGUACCUUCAUUUUCUUGCAAUGAACAGAAAAACAACGGACAUAAGAUGCUGAACUCAGCUAGUCCAGAGACGAAUAAUGUCUGUCCUUCUGCAGAGCAAUUAAAAUCAGAAAAUGCUUCAGCAUUAAAGUGGCCAUGCAUGAAGAAUGAGUUAUCCUGUACCCUAAACAGCGGUAUCGGCCAACUACAAUAUAAUGGAGGGCCUGGGGAUCACAGAAAUUCAUCACCAAGCUUGUCAGUUCCUUCCGGUCAAUCAUUUUCUUCCAAUGUUGUGACAAGUUCCUUAAGUACUUCUGGUGAAUCCAUGAGAAGUGCACAUGGCUUGGCAAUGUUUAAAGAGAGUAAAGAAUCUUCUUCUCGGUUUGGAAACUGUACAUCUUCACUUGGUGAGAAUCAUAACAGACCACCAAUAUUGGUUGAUCAUGCAACCAACAUGAAGCCUAGUUUGCAAAGUUCAAACAAUUCUCACAGGUUGAUGGCAUCUAACUGUAAUGCAACUCUGCAUCACUCUUACAGCGAUCAAGUGCUUGCAACACCAGAGACUAAUGCCUCUGUGACUGUGAUGACUGAGAAAGAUAGCAGCCAGGCCAGUACUGCAUCAAGUCUGCAGUUUGUGGAAACCGUUUCAAGGGCACAAAGUGUGUCUCAAGAAGCAUCAGCUACUAUCUUUGCUUCAAAGCCACUCGUAGAUCCUUCACUUGUGAAAAGUGUAUAUGGGGGUUUUAGUUCAGGCAGUGCCCGUCUUGGGCGUCCAAGUUCUGGUAAUCAGCAACCAAAUGAUGGGUGGAUUCAAACAAAAUCUGGAUCUCUAUCUGGUGUGGACGUUAACGCUAGGGGGCAUUCAGCUGUAUUAGUGCAACCUGCUCUGGAAAAUCACGACAGGAAUGGAGGUGCACAAAAGGGUCCUCGCAUAGCCAAUGUUAUGCAUCGAUUCAAGUGCUCUGUUGAACCUUUGGAAAUUGGUUCUGUGCUAUCUGGGAAGUUAUGGUCCUCAAGCCAAGCAAUCUUCCCUAAAGGGUUUAUGAGCAGAGUGAAAUACUUCAGCAUUGCGGAUCCGAUGCAAAUGGCAUACUACAUAUCUGAAAUAUUGGAUGCUGGACUUCGUGGACCUCUGUUUAUGGUGACUGUAGAAAAUUGUCCAGGUGAAGUUUUUAUCAAUGUCUCUCCUACCAAGUGCUGGAACAUGGUCCGUGAGAGGCUGAAUAUGGAAAUACGGAGGCAACUUAGUAUGGGAAGAGCUAACCUUCCUACACUACAGCCUCCAGGAUCAAUUGAUGGUCUUGAAAUGUUUGGGUUGUUAUCACCGGCAAUAGUUCAGGCAAUUGAGGCGCGGGAUAGAGAUCGCAUCUGCACAGAGUACUGGAGAUGCAGGCCCCAUAAUGUCGUUCAAGACCGAGACAGUCCGCAUAUGCCACCUCAGGGUCCACUGCACAUUGUGCUGAGGGGGUUCUUCCAGCGGGCGAACCGCGAUGAACUGCGAACCUUGCGGAGUCUACUGACGAGCAAUAGCAAUCUGGACGACAGCUCCAGGCAGCAGGCUGUCCAAAUCCUCGACGAGGAGAUUGCGAAGCAAUGGUUCUGACAAAUCGUAAAUAAAGGCUGUUGAACUUCUAAUCUUUGCAUGGCAUGAUUUUUUUUUGACGGGGUCAAGCAGGUCUUAACCCUGAGGCUUGCUUCUUCCGUUGCCCUCGUGCCCAUUCUUUGCAUUCUUGUGUUGAUACUCCGUACACCCUGCCAUAAGAUUUGCCACCAUUUGGCUGUUCUUGUGCUCAGGAUGACAGACAGCUCAUCGACUGACUAGUGUACAUACACCAGUUCUGUUUCAAAAUGUUCACACAACUUGUCUCA